Molecule: messenger RNA, 1476 nt
Organism: Bursaphelenchus okinawaensis
Lineage: Eukaryota; Metazoa; Nematoda; Chromadorea; Rhabditida; Aphelenchoididae
Source: the annotation of a GenBank genome assembly
AUGCAGAAGACGGUGAGUUCAAAUAUCGACGGUUUUUUAGCGUUUUGCGAUUGUAAUCAUAAAUUUUGGCUAGCCAAACUAUAUUUUGAUUGAAAACUUGUCUUUGGUCAUAUUUUUGCAUGCUAAUGCCAUUUAGCAAUUUUUGAAAAUACUUUUAACGAUAAAUUUUGUGCUCUUUCAAACUGUGGAAGUCUCAUUUAUAAAGUCGAGGGAUAUUUGGUGCUACUUCUUAGUUAAUACUUUUAGGGUACUUUUCUUGAGUUAAUGGUUGUGUGCUUUUGUAUUGUUAGCAGGGACGUCGUUUGGGGGGGGUGGUUCGGGGUGACUCCCCCCCCAGAGCCGAUCCGAAAAAAAAACCUGUACGUGAAAAAACGAAAAAAAAAAUUUCGAAAAAUCGGUCCACAGGUGGACCAAAAAAUUUUUUUGGGCCUCCCCAGAGAAAAACCGUAGCGACGUCCCUGAUUGUUAGGUUGUUUUUUACACAAGUUUUCCUUAUAUUUUUUUAAUUUAAUCAAUUUGAAUUGGAUUGUACAUGCUAAAUUAAAAAGAGAUUUCGAGCAUCAAUAAGGAGCAAAACUAAUCAGAACGGCAUUUUUUAACGAAUUGUUUUAUGGCCAGAAAGUCGCUUUUUCUCUUUGCUUCAUUCGUUUCUUUAGUUCGUUAUUUACAAACGGACUUUAAUCAAAGUUUCCUCCAGCCCUAUCGACGUCUUCGUAUUCUCAUACUUUUUCUAAAAUUUACACAUUUUCGAAGAUUCUCGCUUAUUUGUUUUUACUUAAUAUUUGUAAUACUAAAAUUUAGCAAAUGGUUUUUAAAAUGGAACAAGCUUUAAUUUUAUCAACUACGAUUAUCAUCGCAAUUUCAUUUAGUAACGUUUGUUGUGCGCCAGUAGAACCACAAACAUAUCACAUACCAGCUAGCGAUCCUUAUGUGAUGGUAAGUACAAACAAUCAUAUAUUACAUUUAUAGCUAGAAAUUUAACGUUUGACUCACUACUACAUUUGCAAACUCAAAUCUUUUAACGACAAAACAUUUUUCAGGAACUCGCUUUGCGAGCGACACGAGAAGUGCAGAAACGUGAAAGUGACGAAAAGCAAGUAAUUUUUUUAAAUACUGAAAAAGCUGAAGCAACGAUAGACAACAAUGGGCGGUCGUAUGAGAUUAGAUUUAUUGCCGGGAUUACAAAUUGCUAUUUUGUAAGUAUACGAUCUUCCAGGCACUGUUUUUAAAUCUUGUCUUUAUAACAAAUUUUUACAUUGAGAACGCUUUUUAGUAAAAAUUGCCAUAUUUUUACAGGGAGAAAAGUGCAACGAAUGGAAUGUUGAGGACAAAACACUUUAUCUAGCCUCUGUUUUCAUACCUGAAAACCAACAUAACACGGAAUUCGAUAUAAAUGUUGUGCCUUUAAAACAUAUUGAUUGGGAUGGUGAAGCUUCUGGGUAUGGCUGUAAAGCUUUAUCUUGUGGAAUUCAGUAG